GGUGGACUGUGGCGGCCACAGAAAGGAGGCAAAUUCGCAAAGAUGAGCAAGAAAGGCACACAGAACCUAGCAAUUACAAGAAAUGAAAGCUCAAUCUCUAGCGAGUCUUCGGAUACCAUAGCUACAUCAACAAGCCAAAGUCAAGAUAUUCAAGUUGCAGACGGAAGC
Molecule: messenger RNA, 168 nt
Organism: Dentiscutata erythropus
Lineage: Eukaryota; Fungi; Glomeromycota; Glomeromycetes; Diversisporales; Gigasporaceae
Source: the annotation of a GenBank genome assembly